Prorocentrum cordatum is the source of this 909-nucleotide messenger RNA. Lineage: Eukaryota; Dinophyceae; Prorocentrales; Prorocentraceae. The record is from the annotation of a GenBank genome assembly.
AUGCCGUCCGCGCUGCCCCACGCAAAGGCCUAUCCUUUGAUACCAGGCUUGAUCUCCGAAGCUGCAGCUGAUCACAUGCACUCCAUCGAUCUCUUCCCCAUGCCGUUGCUCUUAAGCGGCGAGGGCCCAUCCGUGGUGAGGAACUACGAGGGGGGGAUGGACAUCCCUAGCGACGAGGCGAUCAGCACCGGGAACAUGGGGCUGAGGGAUGGCGUCGAGGGCGCGCGAGUGACCGUGGAGCUGGUGUCGGAGCUCCAGGUGCUGGCCCAGCAGCACAGCCCGAGCCUGAGGUCGCAGAGCACCGAGCCCCCCGCGGGAGGCACCAUGGAGUCUUGGGCCGCCUUCCUGGCCCCGAUCAACGACAUGGAGUACAGCUCGAUAUGCACCACCCAUGCGUUCUUAUCCUCUUCGUUCUGCAGGCUCUACACCUGCCUGCGCGGCAUGGCCGACGUGGAUUUCAUCUCGAAGAAGGAGGCCCGCGAUUCGCUGAUCGAGUGGCUGCACCACCUCGAAGACACCGACGGGGAGCCGUUUGAGCUGAACGCGAAAGCGCAGGACGAGAUUCUAGGUACGGUGGUGGAUGGGAGCAAGGAGCAAGCGCACAUCCGGUGCCACGCGUGGCGGGCGCUGCUCCUGGCGGCCUCGGCGCCGCUGGCCGCCGGCGUGCCGCGGGGGGCGGGCCGCGGGGCGUUCCUGGCCAAGAACCGGACGGGCGGGCCGGACGGGGGUAAAACAGGGCUAGGGGGGGCCGUCGCGCUGCUGGAGGAGCUGGAGGAGCUCGUCUCGAGGCGCGAGCGGGCGAUGGCGAGGACGAGCUGGCUCCUGGCCGGGGUCGCGGCUGCGGCGGCGGGCUCGGCGGUGGUGGGCACCGCGUCUCUUGGCAGGGCCGCCGCCAGGAAGGUCGACUGA